UCCCGCCUUAAAGCGUCUGCAGCCCACCAACUGGAAAAAUGUGUCUGCUUUUCCUAUUGGUUUUUUCCUAGGCGCUGCAGGAGAAUACGAAAUCGCCAGCCAAUAGGAAGGGGAGGUGUCAUCGCGGAGGCCGGUGUUUUCCCGCUGAGGUGAUCUGUCGCAGAGCCCCGGAGCUGCUUUUCUCCCGACCGGCUCCUCCCCUCUCCUUGUAGCCUCUCUGAGGUUUGCGGUGCUCUUGUGGCUUCCUGCAGAAUGUGGAUGACGCCCAAAAGGAGCAAGAUGGAAGUCGACGAAGCUCUUAUUUUCCGGCCAGAGUGGACCCAGCGUUACUUGGUGGUGGAGCCUCCGGAGGGCAACGGUGCUCUGUGCCUGGUGUGUCACCGUCUCGUCGCUUCUACCCGCGAACGCGAUGUCAGGCGCCACUAUGAGGCCGAACACGAAUUCUAUGAGCGGUAUGUGACAGAGGAAGAGCGUGCGGCCCUGGUGGAGCGUCUCCGGCAGGGCGAUUUGUCGAUUGCCGAUGUUCUCACUCCUGAGGAGAAAGCUGCUCGUGCAGGCCUUGGGCUCUGUCGCCUGUUGGCUUUGAAGGGCCGCGGCUGGGGUGAAGGGGACUUUGUGUACCAGUGCAUGGAGGUGUUUCUGAGAGAGGUACUGCCAGAUCACAUAGGCGUCCUGGAAGGCAUUGAUUUAUCUCCGGAGAUCACAAGGCAGAGGAUUCUCAGCAUUGACAAUAACCUGCGUAGUCAGCUUUUUAAUCGAGCCAGGAACUUUAGGGCUUAUUCCCUUGCUCUGGACGACCAGGCCUUUGUGGCCUAUGAGAACUAUCUCCUUGUCUUUAUCCGUGGCGUGGACUCUGAUUUGGAGGUGCAAGAAGACCUUCUGACCAUAAUCAACCUAACUCAUCACUUCAGUGUUGGUGCGCUUAUGUCAGCAAUUCUAGAGGCCCUGCAGACGGCAGGGCUUAGCCUGCAGCGAAUGGUUGGACUGACCACCACACACACUUUGAGGAUGAUUGGUGAGAACUCAGGACUUGUCUCAUACAUGAGAGAAAAGGCUGUAAGCCCCAACUGUUGGAAUGUUAUCCACUAUUCAGGGUUUCUUCACUUGGAACUUUUGAGUUCUUAUGAUGUAGAUGUUAAUCAGAUCAUAAAUACCAUAUCUGAAUGGAUAGUUAUGAUUAAGACAAGAGGUGUUAGGCGACCAGAAUUUCAGCCUUUACUAACUGAGUCUGAAUCAGAGCAUGGUGAAAGGAUCAAUGGACGAUGUCUGAACAAUUGGCUUAGAAGAGGGAAAACUUUAAAACUAAUAUUUUCACUAAGAAAAGAAAUAGAAGCAUUUUUGGUUUCAGUAGGGGCAACAACUGUCCAUUUCACAGACAAGCAGUGGCUUUGUGACUUUGGCUUCUUGGUGGAUAUUAUGGACCACCUUCGAGAACUCAGUGAAGAACUACAAAUUAGUGGAGUCUUUGCUGCUACUGCCUUCGACCAUAUUUGUACUUUUGAAGGUAAGCUGAAUUUGUUUCAAAGACAAAUUGAGGAACAAGAUUUAACAGACUUUCCUGCCUUCUGCGAAGUUGUUGAUGAGCUAAAACAGCAAUUUAAGGAAGAUCAAAAAAUAUUUGAGCCUGACAGGUAUCAAAUGGUGAUCUGUCGUCUACAAAAAGAUUUUGAGAGACAUUUUAAGGACCUCAGAUUCAUUAAAAAAGACUUAGAACUUUUUGCAAAUCCGUUUAACUUUAAGCCUGAAUAUGCACCUAUUUCAGUAAGAGUGGAACUAACAAAACUUCAGGGAAACACUAACCUUUGGAAUGAAUACAGAGUCAAAGACUUGGGGCAGUUCUAUGCUGGAUUGCCUUCUGAAUCUUAUCCAAUUAUUAAAGGGGUUGCCUAUAAAGUGGCAUCGUUGUUUGAUAGUAACCAAAUUUGUGACAAAGCUUUUGCAUAUUUGACGAGAAACCAACACACAUUGAGCCAGCCAUUGACAGAUGAGCAUCUUCAAGCCCUUUUCCGGGUUGCCACAACUGAAAUGGAUCCCCGCUGGGAUGAUCUUAUGAGAGAAAGAAUUGAAUCUAAUCCAUAAGUCUUUGUAGUAAAGCACAGGAACAAGAAUUCAAUUCUAAAAGAAAAAAAAAGUUUUUAAGUUUACUAAUUUAGAUUCCUGGAAAACACCAAGUUUAUUACAAGAUCAAAAUGGGUCAGAAUUCAGAUCCUUUCAACAGUUGCCUUUUUUUCAUCUCCUGUGGCAGCCUAGGACUGAAACAUGAGAAUUCCACUUUAGAAACUUGGCUUAAAGGCAUAGUCAUUAUCUUUUUAUGAUAUAAUUGAUUUUAACAAAGUUUAGUAUUGAUAGCGAGUUGAAUUAGAAGUCUGUUUUUAAGGUGUUCUGAAGAUACAUGCCAAAAAUUUUAGCUCUUUAGUGUUAAAAUUCUGUUACAUAGUAUAAAAUUGUCAACUCCUUAAAUAUAUUUAAUUCAGUUUCCAAAAACUCAGCAAGUUCACAAAUUUCUGAAAAGGAAAAGCAUAUAGACAUACAGUAUUUUGUCUAACAAAAUGUUCGAGACUAUUUUUUUAAAGCAUUUCUGAGUCCAAAGUAGAUAUUGACUGAUUUUUUUUCCUUCUUACCUUCUCCCCACCCACCCCAUUCAUACUACUAAUAGUAAUCAAACAAAAUUUUAAUCAGAUGAGCAAGAAUCUAUUUUUAAGUGCUGAUUUAGGAGACUUCCUAUAAUUUGGAGUUUCCUAAAUUAUCACUUUAGAGAUUUUCCAGGAAUUUUUCACAGCUAGGGGCUGUUUUAUCAGCUUGUCUUUUACAAGACUAUGGUAAGUAUAGAGUCUUAACUGUUGCCAGUUAGUAAUUCUUUUUUCUAUUCUGGAUAGAAGUUUCACUCUACCAAAAGAAUGAAGAAAAAGAUUUUUGCACUUCAGGAUUAUAGGUUUGAGAUAUUUUAGCGUACCUGUUUUGUCUGCAUGGCCGUAUAAAGAAAUCUGGGUAAAGGAAACACUAUUUUAAAGUGAUACAGUAUCAGGUUUUGUUAGCUGCUGGAAAUGGAUUUAUUCUAGAAUUAAAACUGCUUCAUACAUUCAAUAGUUAAGACAGCACACAAAUAGAAAAAUUUCAGAUCUCAAGAAGCCAAUUUCAAAUUUCAACUCUCAAGAAGUGCUGAUUUAGGAGACUUCCUAUAAUGUAAAGUUUCCUAAAUGUUACUGACAGAUUGUAGUAAUUCUGUAUUUCUAGUAAGACACUGGCUUUGUGCCAUGACAGUAAUUAAUUUUCAGUGUAUGUUGCCUGUGCAAAAUUUAAUAUGUGAAAUUGAUUUUAAAAUAAAAAAUAAUACUUGUAAUACUUGUAACUCAGAUUCUCAAGCACAAUUUGAAAACUGUUGUGCUACGAAGUCCUGUCUUAACUAUUGUAGCACCUUACUCCAUGAUCACUAAUGUGGUAAAUUUGAAGAACCAGGAUGCAUCCUAGAAUUUAGAAGGGCCUGAUUCCAAGGCAGUCUAAAAAGAAGCUGUUCAUGGUUCGCAACCAGAGGUAGUAAUCCUUGCAGUGGAUGCUGGGAAAUAUUUUGGGGAAUCUGACUGGUUGUCCUUUUUUACUAGGAAGGGUAGGGGUUCUGCUGGUAUGUAAGCCUAAGCAUUCCUUCCCCCAUGCAGUACACAGGACAGCCUCACAAGAUGAAGAAUUGUCUUUCCCAGAGUGCCAGUAGACCCUCCUCAUGUACAUUAUGUUAUUUCAAGGUCAAAUUACCGGUAGAAGAAAAUCAGAAGGCGAGUUAGACAACUGGAGGGAAUCCUUAAUAGGAAAGAUUAAUUUCAACAUUCCAAGGUUGGCUGGUAAGGUCAAACAUAAAGGGCAUCUGUUGUUAUAAUUAGGGCGGAAAAAGUGUGGAGAAAAUAUAGUUUGAUCAGCAAAGAUUAAGCUUAAGUGUCUGAAAAAACAGCGUAGUGAAAAACUGGAAAAAUAACCUGCCGGUAAUUUCCUGAUAAUUUCAAGUAUUGUCUUUCAUAGCAAAUGCUUUAUUGGAGACCUGGAAGCUGUUUCUGCUUUCUAGUCUCAGUUCCUCAAAUAUUGAAAUUGUGUACAUUUUGUGAUGUUCUAGUAUGUUUUGCAAAUCUAGUCAUGUGUUGGGAGUGGAUGGGGAUAUAAGCCAAGGAUUUAAAAUUUAAUCCUUGGCACUGGGGAAUUUGCUAUAACUAGUCUUGUUUGUAGAAAAACAAAGUGUAUUUUACUGUUUUCUGUGUAAAGUAAUUUUAUAGAUGCAUGACUUUUUUUAAAGUAUAGAGUUAUUGAUCCUGUUGUACUGGUGAAUAUAGUUAAUAUAAGUACCAUUAAAAAAAAAAACUGUAUCCUUAACAGUUACUUCUCCAUAUCUCAUUUCUACUAAUUGUUUUGAAAGAUUUGCUAUCUCUGUCUCCCAUAUUGCCACUCAAACUGUUCUACCAAACUCACAAUUAUGGAAAUACUCAAUUACUUUAUUUUAGCUUACAGGAGAUAAUCUCCAGGCAUACAUUCUCAUUCUUUGCAGACCCCUUUUCCCUUAAGUGUCUGACUUUAAGAGUUUACUUUAUUAAUUUUUUGAAGUCUGCCUAAUGCUGGUUGCCCUAACCUAUCUUGAAUUGUAUCCUGGCUGAUCUCCUCUCCUCCUGCUUCAGUUACCACCUGUAUGCAAAUCCCCAAUUCAUAUCCCCUUUCUAGAUUUUUUCCUAAGUUCCUUUUUACCUGCAGAAUGUCCUCAUCAUCUUCUCCUCAAAUUUGCUAACAUAAAUCCACUCAAGCUGUUUCACAGGCACAACAUACCAUUGAUCUUGCCCUCAAACUUGCUUGUCCUUUCUUUUUCCUUUUUUUUCUUUCAUAGUUGGAUGGCACCAGCAUUGCCAACUAUGUAGUUUCCUUUGCCCAAGCAAAAACUGAGUCAGUCUAAUAAUGUCACUCUGCUGCUUUCUUCAUUGCUCUUAGAAUGAAAUAUAAAUUUGUAUUCAUCUUUCAGGUCUCAGUUUCUAUACUACUUCAUCUAGGAAGCCUUCAUUGAUGCCCUCUAAACCAGGUGGCCCAACUGUACACUCUCUAUACUUCCUGUGUUUCCUCAGCCAUACACUUAGCACUUGUUAUUGCUGCUUGUUGAUUAUUUCUAGAGUAAGCUUUGUAAGUGCAGGGACCAUAAGUCUUGCUCGUUGUUACAUCUCUAAUGCCUAGCAUAGUGCCUGGCAUUUAAAUGUUUGGAUAACUAAGUAUUUGUAUACUAUUUUAUGAUCUUUGAAGCUCUGUUACAAGUUUCAUUUGACCUUUACAGUCAUCUUGCCUGUUUAAGGGCAGUUCUUAGUCUCAUAUUAUAAAUUAAGAAGUGAAGCUAAGGUCUUUGUGACUAGGAGCCUUGUUAUUGUAUUCAGAGAGUUUAGUGCAAUGCUUAGCGUGUGGUUGGAAUAUUGUGAAUGUGGUUAAAAAAACAUUUAAGUAAACAUGAGUAGAAUUCAAACUCACAUAAAUCUGCUUUGUAAUAAGUACAUUCAUGACAUACAGUCUAGAUUUUUUAAAUUUCCAAAGGAACCUACAUAUAGGGAAAAGGAAAUUGGACAGCUGUUUAAAUACUUCGGUAAUCAAAAAGUUAUAUUUGGUAUUGAAGAAAGAUAAUACCUCAUACAAGUUAAUAUCCAUUUUUCCUUUUGUAGGCAUCAACCUACAAGAGAAAACAGCAUAUUAUUCACUUGUUACUUUGCUUUACAGCUGAUGUCUGGCUCUUGUGGAAUUUAAAAGUAAGUAAAUUUAACAGAAUAUUAAAAGGGUUACUCAGGCAUUCUGGUUACUACAUGUUCAUUUCACUUGCUUUUUUACCUGCAGAAUGUCCUCAUCAUCUUCUCCUCAAGGGAGACAAUGUGGUAUAAUUAAUUUGUACUUUUAGAUUUGCUACAUUUCUUUUCUUGUUCCCAUGCAUCUCUGAACUCAAUUUCUGGUUAAUAGGAACCUUUUGGGUUUGAAUAAGAGAGCCAUACCAUUAAUCUCUUUCCUUAAGUUACUUUUGUCAAAUUUGAAGCAUUAACUUUUGUUAUACUCGUGAUUGGAUUUAAUGGUAGGUGUGACAGUCAUCUUUGCCACAAUCCUUGGUUAAAAGGAUUUCUAAUUUUUAUCUUGUAAUUGAAAAGUUGCCUCUUUAUUCUUUUCAUUUCUACCUACAAACUGACCAAUUCCUUUCUGAGUUCAUCUUUUCUGUACAUUUUGCCAAAUGCAGCCAACAACAGCAAAAUAACUUAUUUUUCUAUGUUGUCUUUAGUAAAGAAUAGAUGGUCUUCUUGUUUCUCUCAAGGGACAGUUUCACCUCUGUAUAAUAGGAGUUGCCUCUGUGUAAAUUUUUUCUUUCAUCCUCCAAUAGCAAUUUUCUAGAUCUUUGCCAACUCAUUAACUCUUAAGGUUCAGUUUUUUCAGAAACCUUAAGACUAAAUGGAAUACAUAAAAAAUAGUCUCAGUAAAAUACUGAAACCCUUGUUUUUAAACUACUUUCGUAAGUUUAAUCAAGAAUAUUUUAGUAUUUUAAGAAAACCUUGUUGCUUUUAGUGUAGAAAACUUAAUUAGUUAUGGCCAAUUUAAUUAUAUAUCAAAGUAAUAUUUAGAUAAUAUUUAAAUAAUGUUUUUUGGGGUGUGCCUCCAUAAGACUCUGGAAAAAAUCACUAAAUCAGUCUGUUUAGUAUUUUAGUUCUUUUUAAAACAGGAAGCUAGUUCCUGUGUCAGGAUAGGCUAGGCUGCCAUGAGGUAACAACUGCAAAAAUGUUAGUGGCUCAGACAGCUUAGUUAAAGACUGUUCUAGGUAGGAAGCUGGUAAACUACAACCCACAGAUAAAAUCUGUCAUGUGUUUCUAAAUAAAGUUUGUUGGAGUACAGCGUUGUCCAUGUAUGUGUUAUCUGUGGCUGCUUUUUCUCUACAGAAGCAAAGCUAAGUAGUUUUAAUAUGCCUAAAAUACUUACCUUGUGGCCCUUUAUAGAAAAAAGAUCUCUGGUCCCUGCUCUAAAUUGUCCUCAUUAUGGAACUCAGGCUGAUAGCAUCAAGGUUGGCUUCUCACUUGGGAACUGAAAAAAGAAAGUUGGGCAAAUAACAGGUUCUUACAGCCCUUGGGCAUGCCAAAGGUGAAGGAGUGUGAAUCACCCCAUGUAUCACAGGAAAACCAGAAGUAUUUGGAAGACAAACAUUUGCUAACAUAUAAUAUCUCUAUUACAUAAUUUUUCAGUAUAUUUUUGCUUUUUUAUUGAGAUAAAAGUUUACAGAUGUAAGUGUAUACCUCCAGAUUUUUUUAUAUACCCAUGGAUGUACCACCCAAAUCAAGGUAGAAAAUAUUUAUCAUCCCAAGAGGUACUUUAUACCUCUCCUACACAGAUAGCUAUUAUUGUGACUCAUUGUCAUCAAUUAGUUUUGCCUAUUUUAAAAUUAUAUGUGAGAUCAUUAUGUGCAGUUUUUUGUUGAAUAUUGUCUGUGAGAAUAAUCUGUAUUGUAUGUAGCAGCAGUUCAUGUUUUAUGUGUGUGUACUAUUCCAUUAUAUGAUUGCUCUACAAUUUAUUCAUUCUAAUGUUGAUGUAAGUUUGGAUUGUUUCCAGUUUGUGAUCUUUAUGAAUAAAGUUGCCAUGAAAA
Messenger RNA from Cavia porcellus (domestic guinea pig), 7612 nucleotides. RefSeq names its product EPM2A interacting protein 1 (gene Epm2aip1). Gene Ontology annotation, biological process: positive regulation of glycogen biosynthetic process. Bases 253 to 2079 code for a protein of 608 amino acids. The transcript has a single exon. The record is from RefSeq and is a predicted model, not a curated record. NCBI's taxonomy places the organism in Eukaryota, Metazoa, Chordata, Mammalia, Rodentia, Caviidae.